Messenger RNA from Hemisphaericaspora subhashii, 2241 nucleotides. Its product is annotated as putative phosphotransferase. The transcript has a single exon. Lineage: Eukaryota; Fungi; Ascomycota; Pichiomycetes; Serinales; Debaryomycetaceae. Bases 1 to 2241 code for a protein of 746 amino acids. Gene Ontology annotation, biological process: carbohydrate metabolic process. The record is from RefSeq and is a predicted model, not a curated record. Gene Ontology annotation, molecular function: kinase activity; phosphotransferase activity, alcohol group as acceptor.
AUGGCAAGAUCCUAUUCAAAUUUACGCAGACGUGGUUCAUCCUCCUUCUUCAACACCCUCCCCCCUCCUCAACCAGAUAUUUUUUACAUUGGGGUAGAUGUCGGCACAGGAUCGGCCCGUGCCUGUCUAAUCGACACCAAUGGGAUCAUAUUAGGACUUGCAGAAAGACCAAUCACUCGUCAUGAAUUAAAACCAAAUCAUAUCACUCAAAAUUCGACAGAAAUCUGGAAUGCUAUUUGUUUUUGUGUUAAAUCAUGCCUUAGAGAUAGUGGAGUUGACCCGGGGGAAGUGUUUGGGAUUGGGUUUGAUGCUACUUGUUCCUUAGUUGCCAUUUCUGAAUCAAAAGAUGAACCGGUGUCAGUGGGGCCUGAUUUUAAUGAUGAUCAUGAGAAUAUUAUCUUAUGGAUGGAUCAUCGUGCACAAGAAGAAACUGAUGCUAUUAAUUCUACUGGGGAUGUAUGUUUGAAAUAUGUGGGUGGACAAAUGUCAAUUGAAAUGGAAUUGCCAAAGAUGAAAUGGUUGAAACAUCAUAAACCCGGUGGAAUUAAAGAUGUGAAGUUUUAUGAUUUACCUGAUUAUUUGGUACAUAAAGCCACUGGAACUGAAACUAGAAGUUAUUGUUCAGUUGUUUGUAAACAAGGGUUUGUUCCUUUAGGUGUUGAGAAUUCAACUACUGGAUGGUCAAAAGAUUUCUUAGUAUCGGUGGAUAUGGAAGAAUUAAUUGAAGAUGAUUUUAGAAGAUUAGGUGGGAUUCCAAACAAGAAUGGGAAAUAUUUAAGUGCAGGUGAUAUUGUUGGAAAAUUAACCAAUCAGGCUGCUGAACAAUUAGGAUUAACUACUGAAUGUAUUGUUGCUUCCCCCGUUAUCGAUGCAUAUGCUGGUUGGAUCGGUACUGUUGCAGCCAAGGCCGAAAUCCCCGCAUUACAAGAAACCCAUAUUGAAGGAUCAAUUUUAACUUCUUGUGGAAGAUUGGCAGCCGUGGCAGGGACAUCUACUUGUCAUAUUGCCAUGACUAAAGAUCCAUGUUUUGUGCAAGGUGUUUGGGGUCCAUACAAGGAUGUUAUGGCCGAGGGGUAUUGGUUAGCAGAGGGUGGACAAUCAUGUACUGGUCAAUUAUUAGCUCAUGUCUUAGCUAUUCAUCCUGCUUCUCAAGAAUUAUCCCGUGUUGCUGAAGCUUCUAAUUUAUCUAAAUUCGAUUAUCUUAAUCUUACUUUAGAAAACAUGGUUGUUGACAAUCAUGAACGUUCAGUUGUAUCACUUGCAAAACACAUGUUUUUCUAUGGAGAUUUCCAUGGAAAUCGUUCCCCAAUCGCUGAUCCAAGAAUGAAAGCUAGUAUAAUUGGUCAAUCUAUGGAUAAUUCAAUUAAUGACCUAGCUAUUCAAUAUUUCGCCGCUUGUGAAUUCAUUGCUCAACAAACUAGACAAAUUGUAGAAGAAAUGGAAAAAUCAGGUCAUAAUAUUACAUGUAUCUAUAUGAGUGGAGGACAAUGUCGUAAUGGAUUAUUAAUGAGAUUGCUAGCUGAUUGUACCGGAUUACCAAUUGUUAUCCCUAGAUAUAUCGAUGCUGCUGUUGUAUUUGGUUCGGCUUUGUUGGGGGCUGUAGCUGCUGAAGAAUCUGUGCAGGAUUACAUUUCUCAUAGAGGGAAAUCAAAACGUGAAUCCAAUUUAGCACUUGAUUUAUUGAAUAAACAUGAUAGUGGUCGUGAAAAUGAACCGCUUCAUUCUCCAUAUACUCAACCUUCAGCUACUUCAACUACAAAUUUGGCAACAUUAGGAUAUAGUGCACACUUACCUCAUUCUCAAACAUCACUUCCAACAUUACUUCAAGGUGAACCUACUGAUUAUUUCUCUCAAUCUCCAUUACGAAAAGUCAUUUCUAAGAAUGAUGCUGCGGAAGAUUCUGAAGACGAUGAUCAGACAUUAUCAUUUGGAUCCAAACAGAAUGUUCAACAGGAUAUUUCUCAACAAUUUAAGAAAUUGAAUAUUAAACCAUUAACUGAAUUGAACAAGAAGAAACUUGGUCAACCAAUCAGUAAUCCAGGAGAUGUAUUAUGGAAGAUUAUGGAAAGAAUGACUGGACCAGGGAAGGUUAUUUUUCCUAAUAAUGAUAAUGACCCUGAUAGAAAGUUAUUGACGACUAAAUAUAAGAUCUUUUUGGAACAAUGUUAUCAACAACAGAAGUAUAGACAAUGGGUUGAUGAAAUUGAAGAAGAAAAUAUGCAAGUCAAAGCUGAAGCAUAA